This is a messenger RNA of Oppiella nova, 579 nucleotides long. The record is from the annotation of a GenBank genome assembly. NCBI's taxonomy places the organism in Eukaryota, Metazoa, Arthropoda, Arachnida, Sarcoptiformes, Oppiidae.
AUGUCAUCGAUUGGGUCAAUGAAGUCUCACUGGAAUAAAAGCCACACUCCGUAUUGUGGUGCCAGUGAUGCCUCCAUCAGAUUCACAUCUGUGGCCGUUUCUCCAUUCCCAAUCAAGUACCCUGGGUCAGAGAGUGUUCAGAUCGAUGUGACUGUUGUGAAGGACAUACCGGUUGAAGACUUUACUUUUGUCAUAACAGCUAAUAAGUUGACCCCCUAUACAAUGGCCAUCCCCUGUAUCAAAGAUUUUGGAUCAUGUAAAUAUGAUUACUGCGAGUACGCGAAGAAAGAGACCAAAGACUUGUACACAAUCUUCGCGCCCGUCAAGUGUCCCCUCACUGCCAAUAAGUACUCGUUUGAUCUGAAGGACAGGAGUUUGCCUGAUGUGGGGGAUGUGUUCAAGAAGGUCCUGGAGGGUGAAUUUGAAGCGAACGGUACUUAUAUAAACUCGAAGACCGGACAAGUCUAUGGCUGUCUUUACGGCAAAUUUGAAGUGAAAUUAUAAACUUAAUUAAUGUAUCCCUUUAAAUAAAAAUUAAGUUUCUAUCCACCUGGUUUUUAUUUUAUAUUACAAAAAAUA